Messenger RNA from Pyrenophora tritici-repentis Pt-1C-BFP, 648 nucleotides. NCBI's taxonomy places the organism in Eukaryota, Fungi, Ascomycota, Dothideomycetes, Pleosporales, Pleosporaceae. The record is from RefSeq and is a predicted model, not a curated record.
AUGAAAGACCCUGCCGCGUCCAUUGCCACCAGCCUCCAAAUCAUCACGAUGAUGCCCCCGAACAAAGACCCCACCACUCCAACUGCCACCGCCAGUGAAUGCUCCACCGGACAGCUUCAUGAGAACCCCAUGGCCAAAGACCCUACCUCACCUGAUGCAACAGCCUCGACCACCCGUAACCGCCACAAACUGAGUGCCGAAAAAGUCCUAGAGUACUUCUCGCGCUUCAUCAAGGCCAACGUCGGUCCUCCCCGCAUCCCCGCUUUUAUUGCCAGAGAUCGCCGGUCCAUACGCCCCUGCAUGAGCGAGGCUCGUUUCCGAACGUCUGACGGCGCCAUCCAGCCAUUCUUUCGAGAUUUUGUGGACCAACAACAAUCGUUUGAAGACCGUCUAACUGAGGUGGACAUACGCGCCUUGGUAUUCUGGAUCUAUCUCAAGUACAACAACAUCGUUGGCAACGCACAGGUCAUAGACAGUCGGUCCUACAAGUUGGCGGUCAUGGUCAAUGUCGUUGUCACCCAGAAGAUGAGUCUUCCCGCCCGGCUCGCCACUGGUUACAUGGAGGAGUGGGUCGCAACGCUCUCAAAGACCAUGCUCGCUGUCCAGGAUCCUUGGUUCGAUGUGAACCAUGUCAGAGGGGGGGAUUGA